Columba livia (rock pigeon) is the source of this 1537-nucleotide messenger RNA. Its product is annotated as olfactory receptor 14J1-like. Gene Ontology annotation, biological process: G protein-coupled receptor signaling pathway. Gene Ontology annotation, molecular function: olfactory receptor activity; odorant binding; G protein-coupled receptor activity. The transcript has a single exon. Gene Ontology annotation, cellular component: membrane. Lineage: Eukaryota; Metazoa; Chordata; Aves; Columbiformes; Columbidae. The coding region runs from base 111 to 1223 and encodes 370 amino acids. The record is from RefSeq and is a predicted model, not a curated record.
CCUAUCACUGGGAAAGCGCUGACAGCCCUUCUGUGUUAGCAGAACCAGGACAGUCCCCACCGUUCCUGUGGCCCCACUUCUGCAGAGCUGGGCUGACUUCUCGACGGCCCAUGGGCAGAGGCCCUGCUCUUGGUUGCCCAUUUUCCAGCCCCAAGCAGGGCUGCAGCCACAGUGCUGAAAAAGUGUCUGUGUGUAACAGGGGAGAGUCUAUGGGAGUGGGUUUGAUUUUUGUCAGAGAAAUCUGCCCUGGAUUCUCACUGUGUUUUUUUUUUUUUCUCAUGACAGCGCCCCGUGAUCAGGAAAAGCAAAUGUCCAACAGCAGCUCCAUCACCCAGUUCCUCCUCCUGCCAUUCACAGACACACGGGAGCUGCAGCUCUUGCACUUCUGGCUCUUCCUGGGCAUCUACCUGGCUGCCCUCCUGGGCAACGGCCUCAUCAUCACCACCAUAGCCUGGGACCAGCACCUCCACACCCCCAUGUACUUCUUCCUCCUCAACCUCGCCCUCCUCGACCUGGGUGCCAUCUCCACCAUUCUCCCCAAAUCCAUGGCCAUUUCCUUCAUGGGUACCAGGGCCAUUUCUUAUAUGGGCUGUGCUGCCCAAGUCUUUAUGUUUUCCUUUUUCAUUUCAGCAGAGUAUUGUCUCCUCACCAUCAUGUCCUAUGACCGCUACGUUGCCAUCUGCAAACCCCUGCACUACGGGACCCUCCUGGGCAGCAGAGCUUGUGUCCACAUGGCAGCAGCUGCCUGGGCCACUGGGUUUCUCAAUGCUCUGCUGCUCACGGCCAAUACAUUUUCACUGCCCCUGUGCAAGGGCAAUGCCCUGGGCCAGUUCUUCUGUGAAAUCCCCCAGAUCCUCAAGCUCUCCUGCUCACACUCCUACCUCAGGGAACUUGGGCUUCUUGUGGUCAGUGCCUGUUUAGCUUUUAUGUGUUUUGUGUCCAUUGUGGUGUCCUAUGUGCAGAUCUUGAGGGCCGUGCUGAGGAUCCCCUCUGAGCAGGGACGGCACAAAGCCUUUUCCACCUGCCUCCCUCACCUGGCCGUGGUCUCCCUGUUUGUCAGCACUGCCAUGUUUGCCUACCUGAAGCCCCCCUCCAUUUCUUCCCCAUCCCUGGACCUGGUGGUGUCUGUUCUGUACUCUUUGGUGCCUCCAGCAGUGAACCCCCUCAUCUACAGCAUGAGGAACCAGGAGCUCAAGGAUGCCCUGAGGAAACUCAUAUCUUAGUGUUUUCUGAAGCAAUAAACUGCCCAUCUGCUUCUACACAGGAGUUUUAAUGUAGCUAACUACAGUCUCAACCUGUCAUCUGGAUUUUCUGUUGUUAUUUGUUGUUUUCUUAUUGCAAUGAUGUUUUCAGCCCCUUUCUAAUCCACUGUCUGCUUUUCUUUUAGCGCCACUGGCUGUUUAAAUGAGGAACAGUACACUUCUUGUCUCUAAACAAAAGAAAGAUUCCUGUAGUGACGUGUUUUUCAGUAUAUUCUUCCUGCAAGGCCUUUUUGCACAUUCAGGGACAGUUACUGUGAUGGGUGAAGGGUAAAAGA